This is a messenger RNA of Daldinia decipiens, 1179 nucleotides long. Its product is annotated as ubiquitin-conjugating enzyme/RWD-like protein. Lineage: Eukaryota; Fungi; Ascomycota; Sordariomycetes; Xylariales; Hypoxylaceae. The transcript has 3 exons. Gene Ontology annotation, biological process: protein polyubiquitination; proteasome-mediated ubiquitin-dependent protein catabolic process. Gene Ontology annotation, molecular function: ubiquitin conjugating enzyme activity. The annotation marks the transcript as partial. The record is from RefSeq and is a predicted model, not a curated record.
CGGUGCUAAGCACCGGCUGAUGUCUGAGAUGCAAGAGCUCUCGAAAGAGAAAUGGGUGAACAUCGAUUUGGUGAAUGCUAAUAUCCUGCGUUGGCGCCUUGGUCUUAUUGUCCUUAAUCCCGACAGCGCAUUCAACGGAGGUUACUUUAAGGCCGAGAUGACCUUCACUGAAGAGUAUCCCUACCAACCGCCGACCUUUAGAUUCCUGAUUCCCAUCUAUCACCCCAACAUCUACCCCGACGGCAAACUAUGCAUCUCCAUUCUACACACUCCCGGCGAAGACAUCAUGUCUGGGGAGCAGGCUAGCGAGCGAUGGUCUCCUUUACAAGGUGUUGAGUCCGUGCUCCGGUCCGUUCUCCUACUUUUAGAUGAUCCCGAGAUCAACUCCCCGGCAAAUGUAGACGCUAGCGUAACGUACCGAGACGAUCGCGCCAACUACAACCGGAGAGCCAGGGAAAUUGUCGAAAAGUCCAAGAGCGACAUUCCGAGCGACUUCGUGAUGCCAACCAGCCUCGAACCCCCGCCACCACCGAAGCCGGUAGACGACGAUGCUGCAUUUUGGGACGAAAGUGACGAAGAACUUGAUUUCGGAGGUAGUGACACGGGCGAUGACGCGGAAUUAGCAGAGUUUGAUGAAGAUGGCGAGGAUGACGGCGCUAGCGACGACGACGAUAACUAACAUCAGCCCGUUCUACGCAAUAUUUGACAUUCACUACUUGACCUCCGAGAAUAGGUUGGCAAGGAAUUUCCUGACUCAGUAUACAAUUGCAUAGCGGGGGUAAGGCGUUUACGGAUCUCUUGCACCUUUGGCGCGCAUCCCGGUCCGUCUUUUCGUCGUAUUGGAUUGCCAUUGAUCGACUUUUCGCAUCUUCUUUCAGAUAGAGGAGGCUCCAUGGUGAAAUAUGGGCGCCGAAGACCUUUCUCAGCUACUACUAACUUGUAGCAAAAUCUAUGAGAACUCUCCACCGUAUUUAUAGAUGAAGGACGAUUGUCACUUGGGUAUAACGCAACCAUACUAAUUACGCGUUACCCUUUCGUCCGACUUAAGAAUGUUAUACCUACCUAAGUUAUUAAAACGGUUAUGCCUACCUAAGGCACUUAAUACCGUGCAUAUAGCAACUCUACUACACAUCACUUCUUACAUACUAUAGAAUAAAUGCCCUGUGCAUACAUCCUUAG